GUUUUCAGAAGGAGCUGAAGAGGAGGACAAAAACAGCAGUUUAAAGUCGGGUCCACCUGUGCUGUCAGAUAUUCUUUUUAAUACAGGUCCUCCCUCAGGACGCAGAGAUGGGCCAGUGGAGCUGCAGCCUCUUUGUGGUGUUUGUUCUUUGUGGAGCUUUUAUCAGAGAAGCACAUCAGGCUGCUAUAUCUGAGUUUGGGGGACACAAAGGCAGUCAGAGACAUCUCCUGGUGGAAGAGGAUGAUAACACCAACCAUAACAGUACGAUUCAAAGAGCAGCUGAUCCAGACAAUGAGAGCCCAAAGUCACUGGACUGGUCUUAUAUGGUUGCAGGUCUGGGCACAGUCCUCACCAUCUCACUCCUCAUCGUGAUGACUGUCAAGUUCCGCCUCUUCCAUCGCUUCUUGGCCAGCUACAGACACUCCCUGCUCCAAGAGACGGACGGGGUCAGCCAGUAUGGCCAUGACGGGGUGCCCUUCCCUCACAGUGUGUCGGGCAGGAUGGGAGUGGCUGGAGGGACUCAAAGAGGGCUGGAUGACGAUGACGAUGGCUUCAUUGAGGAUAACUAUAUCGAACCCAGUGAGAAGAACAGGGCAGAGAGAGAGGGAGAGGAGGAAGAGGAUGAGGAAGGGUUAGAAGACAGUGAUGAUGAUCUUCAGUUCACAAUAGGGUGAUCAAAUAAAGAGGGACUACAGCUAAAAUAAAAUUAUACCAUAGAAAAGAUUCUGAUUCACAGUCAACAGGAAAACAGUGAUACAGAAAUGUAGGGGACAGUUCACCCCAAAAUCAAAAAUACAUAUUUUCCCUCUUGCCUGUAGAUCUAUUUAUCAUCUAGACUGUUUUUGUGUGAGUUGCAGAGUGUUGGAGAUAUCAGCUGUAGAGAUGUCUGCAUUCUCUCCAA
Molecule: messenger RNA, 901 nt
Organism: Epinephelus lanceolatus (giant grouper)
Lineage: Eukaryota; Metazoa; Chordata; Actinopteri; Perciformes; Serranidae
Source: RefSeq, a predicted model, not a curated record